Molecule: messenger RNA, 2770 nt
Organism: Diceros bicornis minor
Lineage: Eukaryota; Metazoa; Chordata; Mammalia; Perissodactyla; Rhinocerotidae
Gene: NUDT13
Product: nudix hydrolase 13
Exons: 7
Coding region: 992-1852 (286 amino acids)
Molecular function (GO): metal ion binding; hydrolase activity
Source: RefSeq, a predicted model, not a curated record
CGCACUAGAAUGGCAGAGCAGAGUAGUUGUGACAUAGACCAUAUGGCUCAAAAGCCUAAAAUAUUUUGCCAACCCCUGCCUUAGACCAGUGAUUUCCAGCCUCCAUGGAGUUGCACACUGUUAUAUUGUUUAAGAUUUGCAUCAUGACUUCAUUUCUCCUAGAAGUGUCAAAAUUAAAAGUGAAUUAAAAUUAAUUUGUUUUGAGAACUCUUUUACGGUAUAUAACUAAAGAUAUCUAAGUCAUUGGGAUUUAGCAUUCAAGAUACUUUCAGUUUUAUAUGAUAUCACUAUACACUGACUAACUUCUAAAUGCAUUACCAAUGAAUUUCCUCCAUGGGUCAGAUGUUGGAGUACUUGCAUAGGUCGAUAGGUAGUUUCUAGGGGCCGGCCUGGUGGCACAAGGGGUUAAGUGCACACGCUCCACUGCAGCGGCCCAGGGUUCGCCGGUUCGGAUCCCGGGCGCGCACUGACGCACUGCUUGUCAAGCCAUGCUGUGGCGGCAUCGCAUAUAAAGUAGAGGAAGAUGGUCACUGAUGUUAGCUCAGGGCCAGUCUUCCUCAGGAAAAAAAAAGAGGAGGAUUGGCAUCAGAUGUUAGCUCAGGGCUGAGCUCCCUCUCAAAAAAUAGUUUCUAGCAGUGCAGAAGAAUAUGAAGAUGCAAUCAGAAGGCACUAAACAUUAUUCAGAGAUUUAGCAUGUCAUAUUGUAUUAUGAACAAAUAAAUAUGAGUCUUUCAUGCACAGAAGGACAGGUUUUCUCCCUAUACAGUGCUUGUCUUAUCCAGGCUGGGAUCUCAGAUGAGUAUUCUACCCUGGCCCCCAAAAGCAGCAUCAUCUGCAGACUAAAUUAUAUAACUGAUUUGGUCUCUACCAUUUUAAGUGUGACUUUUUUUUUCAGUGCCAUAAUAAGUUAAAUAUCAUGUAUCUUUCAAACUAGGAGAAUCAUAGUGUGUUUCACAGAAAGAAUUCCUUCUUUAAACUCCUCCAAUUGCUGAUGAGAAAAUGGAGGCCUAGAGAAGAGUUGGAAAAGCUCCUGGGUAAGUUUGGACAGGACACACAAAGAAUAGAAGAUUCCGUGCUGAUUGGAUGCUCCGCACAGCGUGAAGCAUGGUUUGCGCUGGAUCUAGGUCUAAAUAGCUCCUCUCCCAUAAAUGCUUCCUUACAGAAACGUGAAAUGGAGACAGAGCUCAAGGGGUCUUUCAUUGAGCUGAGCAAGGCUCUGCUUCAGCUGAAUGUGAAGGAUGCCUCCUUGCUAUCCACGGCUCAGGCUCUUCUCCGUUGGCAUGAUGCUCAUCAGUUCUGCAGCAGAAGUGGGCAGCCCACCAAGAAGAAUAUGGCAGGCAGCAAGCGUGUGUGCCCUUCCAAUAAGAUCAUCUAUUAUCCGCAGGUGACUCCUGUGGUGAUCACUCUGGUAUCAGAUGGGACUCAAUGCCUGCUUGCCCGCCAGAGUUCCUUUCCCAAGGGAAUGUAUUCUGCCUUGGCAGGUUUUUGUGAUAUAGGUGAAAGUCUGGAAGAGGCUGUCCGGCGAGAAGUUGCAGAAGAGGUGGGAUUGGAGGUGGAAAGACUGCAGUACUCUGCAUCCCAGCACUGGCCCUUUCCUAAUAGCUCACUCAUGAUUGCUUGUCAUGCAACUGUGAAACGAGGGCAGACAGAGAUCCAGGUGAACUUGAGAGAACUAGAGGCAGCUGCCUGGUUCAGUCAUGAUGAGGUGGCCAAAGCCCUGAGGAGAAAUGGCCCAUAUACUCAGCAACUGAAUGGGACUUUCCCAUUCUGGUUGCCCCCCAAGUUAGCCAUCGCCCACCAACUAAUUAAGGAGUGGGUAGAAAAACCGACCUGUUCUGCCCUGCCUGCUUAGCUCAGAUCAAGCUGCCUCAAGAUCCCUCCUCAGUAUCCCAGAGGAGCAUAUCAGAGAUCAGUAGAUAAAGGGGAGGUGACAAAAGGCCAUCUCCAGGCUAACCUCAUAAUAAGGCAGAGCAGAAGGUGAACCUACAAUAAGACACCUCUAUCAGCAGUGUUAAUGAAAUAAGUCCCUACUCAUAGGCAAUCAGAAAUGCCAAAACUAAUGAGAUUACAUUUGUGAAAAUCAGAGGGAAGGUUGAAGCAUUAGUUUGGAUGCAGGCCAUUGUUCACCCAUUUCUCCCAGGGGCCUUGGAAGCUAACAUCUUUUGGCAUGUGGCUUGUUAACACUGGUUUAUACUAACUGCCAAAAUGUGCUUGGUAUAAUUUUGGUUGAAACUUUUAUUUUAGUAUUGAAAAUAUAUAGCAAAUCUCAACCCACUACUGAGUUACUUUUUAUCCUCAUUGAAUUAGGAAACAUAGCACAUUUUUAAAUUCAUGUACAGGUAAUUAUUUUGUACAUGGUAGUUAAAUAAAAGUCAUUUCUUUAAGUCAUCUGAAGAGAUGAGGAAAAUGGGAGCUAAGGUCUUCCUCAGAGUACUCUGUAAUAAAUAGAUGCAAUGAUGUUCUGUUGAGGUAACUGUGUCCCACGGGGGCUCAAGAUGGGAAGGUUUUUUUGGUGUUACUUCUCAGUUUGUGACCCAAGGAAAAGACGAUCACUUUGCCAUGCCUGUUUUCCUAAAUGUAAAAUGAUUGCUGCUAUUUGCAUACCCAGUAAGUGUUGUAACUUCAACUAAGGGAUUAGUGAGGAUGAACCAUUUUUUGAGUUUUAUGGGAUAAACUAAAUUUAGGAUUUGUCUUCAUUUAUAUAUGCCAUUCUAUACCUUGUCAUAGGGGAGAAGAAUUAUCUGGAGGAAAUAAAAUAAAUUUCCACGUU